AUGUUAAUAUUAGUACUUUUUGGAUAUAAACAAAGUAAAAUAUUUUGUAUAGACUGCCUUACUGCUACCUUAAUAGAUACAAUAUGGUUAACAUGUUUAAAGGAAAUAAAUAACAAUCUAAAAGCAAAAGAAGAUUAACAUAAUAAAGAAAAAGUUGCAUUAGCUAAAAAAAUUAGUAGACAUGAGGCAAGAAUUAUAGAACUUGACAAGCUUUUAAAAGAAGAAGAAGAAAAAUUAGCUACAGAAACAUAAACUACAGGAGACAAGAAGAAAGCAGCUGCUAAACAAGAACCUAAAAAAGAAGCUCCUAAGCCAGGUAAAAAGGGAAAAGAAGUUGUUCCCUCAAACCCUUUAGAAGCUGAAAAAUUUGAAUUAACAAAAGAUAUUGAAAAAUCUAAAGAAAGUAUUGUUAAAUAUGAUGAAAAGCUUGAAAAAUUAAAAGCAGCAAAACAAAAAAUAGCAGAUAUUGAGAAAAAUGAAAACUUAAUUGUUGAGCUAUUUGAUAAGCAAGGAGAAAGAAAAUUUGUAAAGACAAAAGCUGAUACAAUAGCUAAUACUUUCUUGACAGAUAAAAAUACUUAUGUCGUUGGUUAUUACUUACCUGCUCAACAAAAUGAAGAAGAGCAAGUUUAAGUUCUUGAAAUUGAAGGUUUUUGUGUAAGAUCUGUUGAAGAAGAUGAGGGUGCUAUUGAUGAACCUUUAAUAGUUAAAAAAGAUGAUAAGAAAAAGGGAAAAAAAGGAAAAUGA
Molecule: messenger RNA, 747 nt
Organism: Tetrahymena thermophila SB210
Lineage: Eukaryota; Ciliophora; Oligohymenophorea; Hymenostomatida; Tetrahymenidae
Exons: 4
Source: RefSeq, a predicted model, not a curated record